Capsicum annuum is the source of this 2197-nucleotide messenger RNA. Its product is annotated as PHD finger protein ALFIN-LIKE 4. The transcript is spliced from 4 exons. The coding region runs from base 1311 to 1925 and encodes 204 amino acids. Gene Ontology annotation, biological process: regulation of DNA-templated transcription. Gene Ontology annotation, cellular component: nucleus. The record is from RefSeq and is a predicted model, not a curated record. Gene Ontology annotation, molecular function: transcription coregulator activity; histone binding; transcription cis-regulatory region binding. Lineage: Eukaryota; Viridiplantae; Streptophyta; Magnoliopsida; Solanales; Solanaceae.
GUGGAGGAAUUUUAUCAGCAAUGUGACCCCGGUUAGCUUGGGAUCUUCCGCAUUUGAUAUCUGUGUGAAAAAUCCAUUACGUGAUUGUCGUCUCUUCGCUCGGCUGUGUUUUGCUGCUUUGUUUGCUUUUUUGACCGGAUUUGGUUGGUUUUGAUUUUUAAUUAUCAUUUGCAUGCUCUUUUUCAGUAAUGUUUUUACGAAGGGUGAACAUUUAUGUGUUAGAAACAUUGUACAGAUUAGCAAAUUUGUACUAGCAAAUUUGUACUGUUUGUGAUGGUGACCCAAAUGAAAACUUUUGUAAAAUUUGAGAUGAUAAUAAGGCAUUAAAUACUACAACAACAACAUUCCCAGUAUAUUCCCACCAAAUUUCGGGGUUUGUGUUUUGGGUCAAAGGACAGAAGAAUAUGUAGGAACUUUAUGACUGUCAUUUCAAGUGGCAAUGUAACACCUUCUUUUUGUUUUCUUUUCAGUAUAUUCAAGCAGUUACUUACUGGGUAGUCUGUUUUUUGGUCUUGACUUUUAUUUUGAGUUAGCUGUGCUGUCCUAUGUCCUGUGUAUAUAUAGACAUUUUUUUUUUUUAGAUUUAAUGUGUUUCAAUUGAGACUUUUUGUCCGGUAAAUAUGCCAUCCAAUUCAAUAGUUAGAGUUGUUUGAUAGGGUAUUCACUGCUUGCUUCUAGAGCUGUUCAUAACGCUUCAACAACAUUUUUGUCUGAGUUUGUUUUAUUCAUAAGUGCUGUUUCCUCUGUCUGUACUGUGCGCAAUGUGAAUUCAUUGUGAGAGGAAAAAACUUUCAAUGAAAAUAUUUUGGACACGUGAGUUGUGGGAGAUGAGUGAAUAAUAACUGUGGCGUUAUCUGCUAAAUGGCUGUCCCUCAUGAUGUGACUCUAGCAAUCAAUCCCUAGACGUGUAAAGUUUUCAUAGCUUGGAGUUAUUGGUCUAACUUCUUUUAUGGACUUCAUCUUUUGGCUUUGAUUGAAUAGGUAUUGCAAAUGUUGGGAUCAUUGCUUUUAUUAUUGACUUAAGUCUCAAAUUGUUAAAUUUUUAUGUAGUCUAGUUCAACAUUUCAGAAAACUCUCAUAGUUUUCAUAGUCAACUUUAUAAAUUUCGUGUUAAAAGAUUGAAGUUAGUGCUUGAUUUGCGCUUAAAAUGCUUUUUGCACAAUAAAAAUAUGUGUGAAUCAAAUAUUUUGUUUUGCCUUCCUUGUGAAAAGUAUAUAUAUAUAUAUAUAUAUAUUAGUAACUCGAACAGAGUUUUUGUUAUGUGACCAGGAGGUCAUGGGUUCAAGCCUUGGAAACAGCCUCUGGCAGAAAUGCAAGAAAAGGAAAACCUCUGCCUCUAUGGAUUUUCAAGCGAGCAGUGGGAAGUCAAUUUGCCUGCUGAGGAGGUGCCUCCAGAGCUUCCUGAGCCAGCAUUAGGUAUAAACUUUGCAAGAGAUGGGAUGGCGGAAAAGGACUGGUUGGCUCUAGUUGCUGUCCAUGGCGAUGCAUGGCUACUCUCCAUUUCUUUCUAUUUUGGUGCCAGAUUUGGCUUUGAUAAAGCUGACAGGAGACGUCUUUUCAACAUGAUGAAUAAUCUGCCAACAAUAUAUGAAGUUGUUACUGGAGUGGCCAAGAAGAAAGUAAAGGAUAAAUCAACAAUUUCAAAUCAUAGCAGCAACAAGUCAAAGUCAAAUUCUAAAGCGGGUAAAUACUCAAAGCCGCAAGUAAAUGAUGAGGAUGAUGGAUUUGAUGAGGAAGAUGAUGAACAUGGCGACACUCUGUGUGGUGCAUGCGGUGAGAACUAUGCUUCAGAUGAAUUCUGGAUUUGCUGUGACAUAUGUGAGAGGUGGUUCCAUCGGAAGUGUGUUAAGAUCACCCCCGCCAGGGCGGAGCAUAUAAAGCAGUACAAAUGCCCUUCAUGCAGCAACAAAAGAAUAUGUCCGUGACAUCCCAUAUGAGAUAUGUGCUGAGUUCCACAACUUGUAAUUCUGUUCAUGUUGAACUCAGCUCGUUGCCAUCUUACAAUAUCAGCAAGGCAUGUGUAGUCAGAGUUCUAGUCUCUUUUACUUAUGUUUAUCAGGGUGCUUUACUAAUUUAGUUCCCUCAAGGUACACCCUUUUGUUUAAACUCUAAAACAAUUGAAUAUUUAGGGAUCUUAAUCUCAUAGGAUGCCUCUUUCAGUAUCAGUGCUAACUCAAUGCACUUCAUCAUGCCUCUU